Penicillium samsonianum is the source of this 276-nucleotide messenger RNA. RefSeq lists its product as uncharacterized. The coding region runs from base 1 to 276 and encodes 91 amino acids. Lineage: Eukaryota; Fungi; Ascomycota; Eurotiomycetes; Eurotiales; Aspergillaceae. The record is from RefSeq and is a predicted model, not a curated record. The transcript has a single exon.
AUGGCAGAUGUCUCGACAGGGAGCGAUGCCUGGUACCAAGGCUAUUUCCAGACUCUAUUCUCUCAGCGGCAAGCCAUGCAUUAUUUCGCCGUGAUAUUAUCCGAUGCGAUUCCCCGGGAAGAAUCCACAUAUAUAUCUCCACACGCCAACGCUCCACACAAUGAAGAGUCUGCUCUACCUGCUCCCCUACCAGCUGCCUGGGGCCGAAACAACAGUCUUAAUCUUACCGCUCGUGGUCCUAAAGGCCGAGAUGUAGCGUCGAUGCGCGGAGGCUGA